This is a messenger RNA of Oreochromis aureus, 1766 nucleotides long. RefSeq names its product tumor necrosis factor receptor superfamily member 14-like. The coding region runs from base 751 to 1395 and encodes 214 amino acids. Gene Ontology annotation, cellular component: external side of plasma membrane. The transcript is spliced from 6 exons. Gene Ontology annotation, molecular function: protein binding. The record is from RefSeq and is a predicted model, not a curated record. Gene Ontology annotation, biological process: negative regulation of alpha-beta T cell proliferation; defense response to Gram-positive bacterium; positive regulation of T cell migration. NCBI's taxonomy places the organism in Eukaryota, Metazoa, Chordata, Actinopteri, Cichliformes, Cichlidae.
AGUUGCGCUUGUGAAUCAUGAUUCACGAGUCAGUAAAGUGAUUCUCGAGUAUUGAACGAUUCGUUCAUGAUUCGCGCAUCACUAGGUCAGAGUAAUAUUACAAACUAACCACCUAUUACUAGUUUUAAUUCACUUUUUGCAUAAAUAAAUACAUUUCUUAAAAUAUGGGAACCAUACAUAUUCCCUUGUGAGUAAUUUCAACUUUUGCGAGAUCUCGCAAAAGUCCAUCUUUAUUAUUUUUUUCUGUUGCGGGCCUCCGUAUUUCCGGACUAUACUACCUCUGUCUGAACUGUUUCUUCUAAACUGUGUCCCCGCCACACUUCCAUCCCAUCACCGGUUUCUCCGUCUUUCUGGCCCUGUCCCACUACGAACCGUCGUCCACUCAUCUCGGAAGUCGGAAUACGCCCUAGUUCAAUAAUUCUGAUUUAAUCAAAAACGCACCAUGAAUUCACGUCGUCGUGCUCCACCCAGUACGCCACAACCGGUGCGUUCCAGAUUAAGUUUAAAAUCGGAUUCCAGUUUUUUCCUGUCGGAAUUUUCAUUUGAAAAAUGGUCCUCCUUGAGAUUUCCACCUCGCAAACGUCGGAGCAGCCUCACAAUCCCAGAGUUAACCAUUCAGAACACUGAUGGCUUUUAGGCAUGAACGCCCACACUAAACGAAGAACAACGUUUAAGCUAACUUUCUCUACAGAAUUGUAAAGGGUUACUGUUAUUUAAAAAAGAAUUGCUUCAGCCGCGAUAUAAGGCAGCAUGUUAGCCUGUGAUAUCAUGGUUUCUGUGUUCCUCGUAUUUGCAUGUCUCGCUGCCCCCGUGGUUUCUGCGGUGUCUUGUCACACAAAGGAGUAUGCAACAAGGGAUGGGCAGUGCUGCCCGAUGUGCCAAGAAGGUACAGUUGUUCAGAGAGACUGCACAGCAUAUUCAGGAACUCGGUGCCGUUUCUGUGAACUGGGGACUUACGUGAACCAACUCAAUGGUCUAUCUCACUGUUUCCCCUGCACUACCUGUGAUACAGGUCAUGGUCUCUUUGUCAAGCGGAACUGUACACCAAAAACUGACACAGUGUGUGAUGUUUUAAAUGGAUAUCACUGCAAAGAUUUGAUAGACAGUAAUGGAUGUAGUUUGGCAGAGAAACAUUCACAGUGUGCAGCUGGUCAGAGGAUAAAAGAACCUGGAACCAGCAGAAGUGACACAGUGUGUGAAGACUGUCAGCCAGGCUUCUUUUCCAGGGACGGUGUGAACUGCACGGCUUGGAAAAUUUGCUCAAACAGACAGAUAAAGGUCAAAGGAAGCUCAACCAGUGACGUUGUCUGUGGGAGAACAUCAAGUCAACAUUACUUUGUGUUUUUACCUUUUUUGCUUUGCUCAGUAGCAUUUACUAGCCUCGUAACAGGUUAGUGCAUCGUCUGCAUUGAGUGUUUUUUUCCUGCUGUAACACUAAUUUUCUUUGAGUACCAAUAAAGCGAAGAAGAAGAAGGAAGGAAAAAAAAUGCCUUUUUAAAAAGAAAAUUGAACUCACUAAUUAUGAGCAAUUUAUUUAUAUCAUUAAUAGACUUUUAGCUAGGAAGGCCAGAAGACCCAGCAUCGACAACUGAACAGGUGCAUUUGGAUCACGGUGUUGUUCCAAAAGGUGAUUUCUGGUGUUUCUGUAUGUUUUUUGUUUUGUCUUUUAAUGUGUAAUGUCUUUGCUUUUAUUGGAAGGUAGACUGUAGUCAAAAGGAUUUAUGAAGGAGUUGUAUAUAAAAUAAAGAAACUGCCUGUUUUGCAAA